This is a messenger RNA of Tachyglossus aculeatus (Australian echidna), 2278 nucleotides long. It is a transcript of the gene SIDT2, whose product is annotated as SID1 transmembrane family member 2. The coding region runs from base 108 to 1637 and encodes 509 amino acids. NCBI's taxonomy places the organism in Eukaryota, Metazoa, Chordata, Mammalia, Monotremata, Tachyglossidae. The record is from RefSeq and is a predicted model, not a curated record. Gene Ontology annotation, cellular component: membrane. The transcript is spliced from 18 exons.
ACUGUCCGUCCGUCUGUCUCUGCCUCCCCCUCGCCUGUCCUCCUCCUCCUCCUCUUCCUCCUUGUGGGUGAUGUCUCCCAGACUCUCUCCUUGGUCACCCCCGGGUCAUGCCUGACUGCUUCCCUGGCUGCUCCCCGUAUGAGGGUUACAGCUAUGGCUCCUUCGAGAACUGCUCCAGCUCCACGGAAGGGCUGCUGGACAGCUCGGGCACCGCCGACGUCGCCUAUGCGGGCUCCGACCAAUUCAAACGGCGCUUCCCCUUGGUCCCGAUGCGGCAGCUGUGCAUUGCCAUGGCAGAUCGGUCCCUGGAGCCCCUUGGCACCCGCCCGCGUCUGGAGUCGCUCAGCUCCGUGGAGGAGGAUGACUACGACACGCUGACCGACAUCGAGUCGGACAAGAACGUCAUCCGCACCAAGCAAUAUCUGUACGUGGCAGACCUGGCCCGGAAAGACAAGCGAGUUCUACGCAAGAAAUACCAGAUCUACUUCUGGAACAUCGCCACCAUCGCCGUCUUCUACGCGCUCCCCGUGGUGCAGCUGGUCAUCACGUACCAGACGGUGGUGAAUGUGACUGGCAAUCAGGACAUCUGCUACUACAACUUCCUCUGUGCCCACCCUCUGGGGAACCUAAGCGCUUUCAACAACAUCCUCAGCAAUCUGGGCUACAUCCUCCUGGGUCUCCUCUUCCUGCUCAUCAUUCUCCAGCGCGAGAUCAACUACAACCGCGCCCUGCUACAGAGCAACCUGCAAGCUCUGGAGUGUGGGAUCCCCAAGCAUUUCGGGCUGUUCUACGCCAUGGGCACGGCGCUCAUGAUGGAGGGGCUCCUCAGCGCCUGCUACCACGUGUGCCCCAACUACACCAACUUCCAGUUCGACACCUCGUUCAUGUACAUGAUCGCGGGCCUCUGCAUGCUGAAGCUGUACCAGAAGCGGCACCCCGACAUUAAUGCCAGCGCCUACAGCGCCUACGCCUGCCUGGCCAUUGUCAUCUUCUUCUCCGUGCUCGGCGUGGUGUUUGGCAAAGGCAACACAGCCUUCUGGAUCGUCUUCUCCGUCAUCCAUAUCACGGCUACGCUCCUACUCAGCACGCAGCUCUACUACAUGGGCCGCUGGAAGCUCGACUCGGGCAUCUUCCGCCGCAUCCUCUAUGUGUUGUACACAGACUGCUUUCGCCAGUGCAGCGGACCCCUGUAUGUGGACCGCAUGGUGCUGCUGGUGAUGGGCAACAUCAUCAACUGGUCCCUGGCCGCUUACGGACUGAUCAUUCGCCCCAAUGACUUUGCCUCCUACCUGCUGGUCAUUGGCAUCUGUAACCUCCUCCUCUACUUCGCCUUCUACAUCAUCAUGAAGCUCCGCAGCGGGGAGCGCAUCAAACUCAUCCCAGUGCUGUGCAUCGUGACCACGUCGGUCGUGUGGGGCUUUGCUCUCUAUUUCUUCUUCCAGGGCCUCAGCACCUGGCAGAAAACCCCAGCCGAGUCCCGAGAACACAAUCGCGACUGCAUCCUGCUCGACUUCUUCGACGACCACGACAUCUGGCACUUCCUCUCCUCCAUCGCCAUGUUCGGCUCCUUCCUGGUGCUGCUGACCCUGGAUGAUGACCUGGACACGGUGCAGCGGGACAAGAUCUACGUGUUUUAGCCGAAGCUCGGCCCCCUUCUCUCACCCUGCCGGGGUGUGGUGGCUCAGAGCCAGGACUGGGCAGAAAAGGCCUGUCCCCAUCCCUAUCCCCAUCCCCUCCUGUGGUGGCAGGAGGCGGGGGGUCUGUCCCCCUGAGGGAGGGGGCAUUGCUCUCUACCCCCCAGGGAUGGGGGUCUGGACCUUGGCCCCCGGACAGAAGCCCCCCUCCCUCCGUCCUGGGGUGAGGCAGAGAGGUCCUGCCAAGCCCCCCACCCUUUUUGGAGGGGGCCAGCAGGGAGACUUGUGCUGCUGCUGCUGCUGCUGCUGCUGCUGUUGGCAUCCUGAGCCGGACUCCCGCUAAGUGGGGGAGCACACCGGGCCCCGGAAUGUGGGCACCCAAGGGCUCCCUUAAUGGAGUUGAGGGGGGCCAUCUGCAGAACUUUCAGGACAGCUGCGGCUCUCGGUGGGAAACGGAAUCGGCGGGGGUGGAGGCGGCCCGGAGCCGACGAAGGGCCGGGGGUUUGUGGUUCUGUUAGCUUCCCCCUUCUCUUUCGCAACCCCGUUCCCUGUUUCUUGCGGUGCCAUCUCGGGGGGGAUGAGCCUCCCCCAUGAGGAGUCUCCCCCAUCCUCCCAAUGCAGUGCCUGGCUCCCCAGGGGGGGCG